AUGCCUAUUAAUAAACCAUCAAUGGAGACUUUAAGGAAACCCUUGAUUUGUAACGGAUUCGUCAUUAGUCAAGGAUCAACCUUUGAUUACAUCUCAAUGAUAAAACAUUUACAUUAUGAUUAUAUGUUAACCUCGGUUGAGUCAUGGUGUAAAAAUCUGGUUAAUUCAUCCGGAAAUAAUAAUGUCUCGAUGAUCAUCAAGGUCAUAUUGAGACUUUUUGUUGACAAAUCUGUUGAGUUGACCAGUCUCUUCAUCUGGCCAAAUAAUGUUUAUUUGCGACAUUAUAAUUUAAAUAGGUACAUGGAAUUGGUUGAACCUGAAUUCAAUGGUUUACUAAAGAAUUUAAUGAGUCUUCAUGUGGAAACACAUUCUCAUUAUCCAUCUGCAAAAUUCUUGCAAAAAUUAUCUUUAAUCGUCCGUAAUGUGAAAAAAAUCCAUUUGAGAACUCCACUAUUAGGUUUAAAGGGAUUCCCAAAUGAUAUGGAGGCUGGAAUCGCAAAAAAUUUGUGCACAUUAAUACAGUCUCAAACCAAAUUGGAGGAAUUUAAAUUGAUGGGUUCCUUCAAAUUCACUCCUUCAUUUAUCUCAUCAUUAUCCGUUCACACCGAUCAUCUCAAGAGCGUAGCAUUAUUUGAAACGAAAAUUGAUGAGGUGGAUUCUUGGAAGGUUUUAACAAAUUGUUUGAACCUAGAAAGAUUUGAAAUAAUUAAUUGUGUUGGAUUACAUUCCGACUUUAUUUCACUUUUUUAUAAUGUCAAUAACUUUAAGAAAUUAAAAUGGAUUUCAAUGGAAAAAAAUCAACCUAAUGAAAUCAAUGAAGAAUUGAAAACUUGUGCUAUUCACAAGUAUAAAGAUGAUCUUAGGUUUAGGUUAUUGAAAAGUGGCAAGGUAUUAAAUGACAUUUGUAAAUAA
Messenger RNA from Funneliformis caledonium, 912 nucleotides. NCBI's taxonomy places the organism in Eukaryota, Fungi, Glomeromycota, Glomeromycetes, Glomerales, Glomeraceae. The record is from the annotation of a GenBank genome assembly.